Papaver somniferum (opium poppy) is the source of this 941-nucleotide messenger RNA. Its product is annotated as vacuolar protein sorting-associated protein 32 homolog 2-like. Bases 95 to 406 code for a protein of 103 amino acids. Lineage: Eukaryota; Viridiplantae; Streptophyta; Magnoliopsida; Ranunculales; Papaveraceae. The transcript is spliced from 5 exons. Gene Ontology annotation, biological process: late endosome to vacuole transport via multivesicular body sorting pathway; vesicle budding from membrane. Gene Ontology annotation, cellular component: multivesicular body; cytoplasmic side of plasma membrane; ESCRT III complex. The record is from RefSeq and is a predicted model, not a curated record.
AUCGAACUCUCCUUUUCUCUUUUCUUUCUCCUUUCUUCCAUUGCAAAAGUCUGUAAAGAAGAAAUUUCGAAACAAUUUCCAUAUCUGGACAGAGAUGCUGAAGUUGAAGAAAUGGUUUAGCAGCAGCAAUGCUAGCAAAGAUGAGAUCAGAAGACGUGAAUGUCUUUCUAAGUUAAAUGAGUCAUUAGUGAAGCUGGAAGAUAAAGAAAAAAUUCUUCAGAGCAAAAUUUCAAUUGAGAAUGAAAGGACAAAGAAUUUUACCAAGUCUAGAAACAACAAAGCCGUACUCGAGUGUAAGAAAAGAAAAUCUUUUUAUGAGGCGCAAGUGGAACAACUUGAGAUCUUCCGUUUACAAAUAGUUGAUCAGAUGAGAAUGCUUAGGGACGCAGUGGAGAUGGCGGAAUGAUGUUCCCAUCAGAACUUCAGGAGUUGAAGUAAUCUAGCGGCCAAUUUUAAACCCGCAACUCUUGUGUCAAUGAUGCAGGGAUAUCAAAUGUAUUAAGAAAGCUGUGGUUUAAGUUAUAAUGAGGUCUUAGAAGAUUCCUUUUGAAGUUAUCUCUCGCUGCUGAUACCAAUGAGGUUCGAGAUUUUAUCUAUUGUUUUCCAGAAAUAGUUGGUAAGAUGGGCUUCCAAGCCAUUCUUGCCUGUGGAUGCUACAAAGGUGGAAAACUUGUAUAUAUUAGUGACAAAAUUGUAGAUGAAAAAUGAUAACUUUGAAAGCAUUUUUAGAAUCACUGAAGCAGUACUAUAACUUUUUCAAUGGCACACAAGUAGCAUAACUUGGUAGAAUGAGAAGGAAAAGAACAUACUUUGCGUCUUAUUACAUGAAAUGGUUCGUAGUAUGAAUCAGAAAAUUCAGGCAGAAAUGAGCUUUUUAAGACCCUAACUGUAGUUACAAUAUGCUGCACUAGAAAUAUUUUUCAGAGAUCUGACUGUUGAAA